AUGAAGUGGAUCUCUCCCUUCUCCGUGGUUGCCGCCAUCCAGCUCGUUUCUGUCCUGGCCUCCCCAGCCAAUCAGAUCGUCAAGCGGACUAGCACCAGCGAGGGCGUUACUACCGGGGGAACUGGCGGCACUACCACCACGGUCACCACUCUCUCCGCCUCACCUCUGUGGUUUCCGACGACUCAGCCAAGAUCGUCGUCAUCAGCGGUACAUAACACCGUUGUAAAGAUUGGCUCCAACACUUCCAUGCUCGGUGCUUCUGGUUCUCUCCCCCAGCGGCGUCGGUCGUCGCGUCCUCGAAGAAUCAAGCGAACCUCCCCGCCUCUGGUGACGCUAAGGUGCAGACCAGAGCCCUAG
This is a messenger RNA of Guyanagaster necrorhizus, 357 nucleotides long. RefSeq lists its product as uncharacterized. Bases 1 to 357 code for a protein of 118 amino acids. Lineage: Eukaryota; Fungi; Basidiomycota; Agaricomycetes; Agaricales; Physalacriaceae. The record is from RefSeq and is a predicted model, not a curated record. The transcript has 5 exons.